Exophiala bonariae is the source of this 3942-nucleotide messenger RNA. RefSeq lists its product as uncharacterized. NCBI's taxonomy places the organism in Eukaryota, Fungi, Ascomycota, Eurotiomycetes, Chaetothyriales, Herpotrichiellaceae. Gene Ontology annotation, cellular component: nucleus; exosome (RNase complex). Bases 1 to 3942 code for a protein of 1313 amino acids. The record is from RefSeq and is a predicted model, not a curated record. The transcript is spliced from 3 exons.
AUGGCGCACCCAUACUCUACAACCCCAGCGUACAGCGCCACUGGCACGCCCUCGUACCCUGUUCAGCAGUCUUUCUAUCCUCCGUACCAAUCCAAUCCUUUUCAGCAGCCAAUUCAAACUCCUCCUGGUCUCCCUCAACCUCCUCAUCUUCCAAACCACUCGGUGGCGCCAUAUCCGCCCACUGCGAACAACACCGCUAGAUUCGAUGCCAACUCCCAAGUUCGCCCACCAGCUCCUCCGUUUCCAUUUCCACCAGAAAUCUUCAAGCAGUUUGCUAGUGCAGGCUUGCCACCUCCUCCGCCGCCUGUACUUCUGCCUAAUGCGGGAUACCCGCAAUUUCCUGUUCCUUUGAGUGUACCUGUAUCUUCACCAUAUCCACAACACGGUGCAAGUGGACAGAAUGGUUAUGUUUCGGGGUUCUAUGCGACCGAGCAAGCUCCGCCCAAUCCACAGGACCCUUUCAUCACUUCUCAACAAGGAUCAAGAGGCACGGGCGACUAUCGCUCAACAAUGAAUUCUGAAACGCAGUCACAUUCAGCGCCACGUGUAUCGCAUGGAGGAAGCCAGUCGUCUUCUCCCGCCACGAAUCGAGGAGUUGAUCGAGGCAAUCGUGAGCAGAAUGAAGCGCUUCCGUCUUUCGGUUCGAGAUCAGAUAUCGAUCAAUUAUUCGCUACUGUCCAGAAACAAGUUAGCCUGCCACCAAGCGAUGAAGACCGCGGCUCGCGUCUACAUGCUCAACAGCCAUCCUCAAUAGAUGGAAACGCCUCACGUAAGCCUCAAUGUGCUAUGCCCCAGCCAAUACUAACUUCUUGGCCAGCGUAUGACCCCACAAGACCAGCAGUUAUAUCCUCUGCGAUCUCUGGUGGGUUUGGUUCUUCGAAGACCAAGGAGCCCGUCUCUUUCGAGCGGAAAUACGAUACAAGUUCUCUGGCCGAGCUUCGACAAGCUGCGAAAGGGGCACUAUUAUCGCUUUUCUCCCAAAAGAUACUCUAUGCCGAUGUCAUCAAUGAAGGCAUUGACUCGUCUAUUCUGCAGCAUCUUUAUGGUGAGUUGGGCAUCGAUUAUAAUCAGACGGCAGACAAGGACGUUGUCCCACAUGGGCACGCUCGAGUUGCAGCGCCGUCUGCAGUUAUACUACCGUUGCAAUCUACCGAACACCACCCAAGUCUUACCAUAACCCAGAAGAUCUCACCCGAACCAGCCACCUUGCCUCGAGUUGAGGAUACCUCUGCUAGUGCUGCUCUGUCAGCAAUCAAGGAUCUGGCAAAGCCAAACACCGCGCCUAGCCCCAGUCUGGAGCGAAAAGAUCGUAUUGCUCAGCUACUUGCUGCUAAGGCUGGCCGUAUAUCCGCACCCUCAGCUGUGACACCUGUUCCAUCCUCGGGAGAACAGUCCAGUGCCCAACCCACCACUAAGCUGCGUGAUGCAAAUCUGGAUGGGACUGCUUUCUCGAGGCCUGAACCUACUGAAAUCCAAUCAAACCCUGUCCCAGCCCAGCAACAGCAUGAACGCGUGAGCCAACACUUCGCGGGAACUCCACGAGAUAUGAAGUCGAAAAGCGACAUCCUUCUUCGAAGUAUGCCUCAGUCAUCGAAGGCAGCAUUACAAGUUAGUCAAAUUCCGGCGAACCAAACGUCACCAGACAACCGUCAAGCUGCCCUGACGUCCUUGAUUCCGGGAUUGUUCAUGACCACUGUUGAAUCUGCUGCGGAUGAUGUUUUGAUGUCUGGUUCCACAGAUAAUGAUUCAGGUGCCUUACUGGAGAAAGCCUUUCCAAUUAGCCCGCUGCCUCUCAAACGUCAUUUCCACGCCGAUUCUGAUACGCUACCCGAAGCCAAGCGUAGCAACCUCUCUUGGGAUCAUCAACAGAAUGAAUUACCUGCACAGGUGAAUGUCCCAGAGGAUGCUUCAGAAGGUGAGAUUAUUGAGGAUGAAGAAGAGCAAUCGACGAAUAUGCCUCGGCCCGGAAACGACGAUGGCUCCAACGGCCAUGAAUUUGCCGAAAUGGAUUCAUACGACCGACAGGCAGCCGACCAAUUACAAGGAUUCUCAGCUAGUGAACCAGCUGCGAGAUCCUCGUCCGGCACUCAACGGGCAGAAAUCGAGACCAGGCGCCAAAGAAUUUUGGAGAUGGAAGAACGUGAAGAGGUAAAGCCGAGCAGCAGUCAAGAAUACUCUUUCAGUGUUCCGUACACUUCUGCACCUCAUGCAAGCAGGCACGGUAGUAUUCAUAGCAGUUCGCCAGCACAUCCAAGCUCAGGCCGAAGCGAGACGAAUACCCCCUCAAACCUGCCUCGAAAGCCUUUCGUACUGGGAAAAGCAGUCAAGCUUACGCCAGCGCAACUCGCUGAACGUACAGCCGCUUUAAAAGCCGAGCUACUGAAACAACGCGCGCAGCGUCAACAAGUCCUUCAAGUCGAGCUGCCCAGUCUCAACACUGAGGUCCAGAUACUCGAGACUCGGCUGGAGAAGGCGCGGGGAGAUCUUUUUCGCGCACAAGAAGAGGUUGCGAAGUGUCAAGAUGAGUUAUCUCGUGCGAGAGAUACGGAAGCUGAACUGCGCCAAGAAGUCCAGCACCUUGAGCGACAGGUCCUCAACGGCCAUUCGGGCCAAGAACAAUUUUCAGCCGAGCUUCAUCAAAUCCAGCGGGAAAAGUUCGAAGAAGGCGAGCUUCGUUCUCAGAAUGCUGGCGAAAACCAUCAACAGCAUAUGCAAACUAGCAUCGGCACUGGUACUGUCGAAGAGCCUAAUGAAAAUUUGGCUCGCACUAGCCCCCCUCAGGACGCCACCUUGCCCUCCCAUGGUAUCAGUCAAGAGGAUGUGGCUAUAGGGGAGAACAGUGGGCGUUCUCCACAUUUGUCUAGUGCAGCAGUGGAGGCUGGCUAUGAUGAUGUAAACGACGACGUACCUCAGACCGAUGAGAUGGAGAUAUCACCUGAACCUGAACCAACAUCGACGCCCAUAAUAACGAUGUUCCCAACUGGUGACCAGACGAUCUUGAACAAACAAUUGUCCCAAGAACCUCCUCUAGACGAUGAUCAAGGCAGCGAUGGAAGUGCGAGCAUGUCUGAUAGCGGCUCGGAUCGCGAUGAGGACGACUACGAACCUGCCGAUGCAGAUAUUUCCCAGCCCAUGCAACAAUCAGAUGAAGAUUCGGAUGAAUAUGACCCUGAAGAGGCUCCUGUUUCAGACUUCACACCUGCCACAGGAGCAGACGACGAAGCAAUUGAUGACUAUUAUGAGCCUGCAGAGAGCAUAGGUGCCUUAGACACUGCUCUUUCUGGCACACCAGCGUACGACACGGAUCUCGUUGAUAAUGGUUCCCGUCACUUGACACCUGUUCUCAGCAAUCCGCCGUUGUCUGAGGUACUCGACGACAUUCCAGACAUUUCAAUCGAUUCUAUGGAUCGUCGACCAGAUCUCAAUAAGCAAAACCAUCAAGUACCCGAGGUUGAAAAUAUGGAAAAUCAGGACGAGCAAAAUUCAGCCGAAGCCACAUCCAAUUUCAUUUUGGACGGGAGGUCGCCCUCCAACCCACUGUUCGUCCCUUACAAAACACCAUUGAGCUCGUUCAAGACAUUUCGCUUCCACCAAGCUUUCGACGACACUGUGAAAUCGGGGUAUCGAUCCUUGACCUACAGUAACAACAUCGAUCCUUCGCAACCGCUUUGUUCAACCGAGCUCUCUGGCUCUCUCUGUACUGACCCAAGUUGUGAGGAGCAACAUUUUAGGCAGCUUGGCCUUACCGAUGAUAAGAUUUUGGUGCAGAUGAGCUCAGCCAGCGAUAUUAAGGACAAAACAAUUCGCGAUCAAUACCUGGUGGGAUUGAAACAAGUCAUUGCAGAUUUGCGACAAAAGGAAGUAAAACAAUUCGAGAACGUGGCGCAAGCAUUGUCAGCGUAUAGGCGACAAUUUUUCGCGGAAAAGGAAGAGGUAUCUUAA